Fraxinus pennsylvanica is the source of this 2367-nucleotide messenger RNA. NCBI's taxonomy places the organism in Eukaryota, Viridiplantae, Streptophyta, Magnoliopsida, Lamiales, Oleaceae. The record is from the annotation of a GenBank genome assembly.
AUGGAAGUGUGCAGUGCGGUGCGACCCUGGGAACAGAGAUCUCCAGUGGGUGUAGCGGUGUUUCAUUUCCCUUUUUCUUAUCUCCAUCAAAAUUGGAUUUUUCAUCUUAAAGAGGCAUAUUAUUUAAGAAAAAUGGAUUCUUCUGAAAAAGAUGAGGUACCAAUGCUAUCAGCAACGUAUUUGCAAGUCUACGAGGGCAAUGAAUCUUCAGCUAGGGGUUUUUCAUCCAGGACCAGGAGUGCAUCAAUGUCUAAUCCUGUGAACUCUAUGGACUCCUCUGAAUAUGAAAACAACCUUGUAGGUUACACCGGUCCUUUAAGAAGUGAAAGAAGGACAUCGUUUGUACAGAGGAGUGGUCCUUUAUAUGCCGGCCGUAGACAUGUUGGCACCAUUCAGUCUACACAAGGUUCUUCAUGGCAGAAAAACACUGAGCCCAAAGUAGAAAAAUAUCCUUCAGUUAAUGGAAGGGAUCAGAGUGAUUGGCCAGAUGGGAACUACAUGGGAAAAAAUGAACAUCUUUUGAGGUCUGGGCAACUGGGGAUGUGCAACGAUCCAUACUGCACAACGUGCCCAACGUAUUACAAUUUUACGGGUAACCAGAAGAACUCGAGAAUGUCUGAUAUAUUUGAUGCUAAGUUCCGCAAUAUGAUUUAUGGAGAUGCAAAAGGCUGGACCAAGAGAAUGUAUUCUUUUUUGCGUCGUUAUAUUCCAGGAGUCAUGAAUCCUCAUACAAAAGUAGUUCAGCAGUGGAACAAGUUCUUUUUGAUCUCUUGCUUAUUUGCUGUAUUUCUAGACCCGCUGUUCUUUUUUCUACUGGCAGUUUUGCAGGAUAAGAAGUGCAUAGUAUUAAAUGGGCGCUUGACAACAACAGUUGUGGUUUUGAGGAGCAUGACUGACUUCAUUUACUUACUUCACAUGCUUCUUCAGUUUAGGCUGGCUUAUGUUGCUCCUGAAUCUAGAGUGGUUGGAGCUGGAGAUUUAGUUGAUGAUCCAGAUAAGAUCGCCCUGAAUUAUCUUUCUGGAUACUUUAUCAUCGAUUUCUUUAUUGUAUUGCCGCUUCCACAAAUCAUUAUACUGUUGAUAUUGCCCAAAUCCAUGGCAUCUUCUGGGGCUAAUUAUGCGAAAAAUAUGUUGCGGGUUGCCAUUCUUGUUCAGUACAUUCCUAGGUUGUACAGAUUUUCACCUUUGCUUGUAGGUCAGUCUCCGACUGGCUUAAUAUUCGAGUCAGCUUGGGCAAAUUUUGUCAUAAAUCUUCUCACAUUUGUGUUGGCUGGCCAUGUGGUGGGUUCAUGUUGGUAUCUCUUUGGCCUACAGAGAGUGAAUCAAUGUCUUCGAGAUGCUUGUCGUAGCUCCAACAUUCCAGGAUGUAGGGAAUUCAUUGACUGUGGGCGUGGACAUGAAUUAAAUGAUUAUAACAACUCAACACGGGAGCAAUGGAAGAGCAAUAUAAAUGCAACUGCCUGUUUUUGGGAAGACAGUUUCCCAUAUGGAAUUUAUACCCACGCUGUCAAUCUAACCACCAAGCAAAGUGCCACAACAAGAUACGUGUAUUCAUUGUUUUGGGGGUUCCAGCAAAUUAGUACCCUGGCUGGGAAUCAAGUUCCAAGCUAUUUUGAAUGGGAAGUCCUUUUUACAAUGGCCAUUAUUGGAAUGGGGCUCCUGCUCUUUGCUCUGCUGAUAGGAAAUAUGCAGAAUUUUCUCCAAUCCCUUGGGCGCAGGAGGUUAGAAAUGUCUUUAAGACGCCGUGAUGUUGAGCGGUGGAUGAGCCAUCGUCGCCUGCCCGUAGAACUGAGAAGGCAAGUUCAACAAGCAGAACGUUAUAAUUGGGCUGCCACCAGAGGGGUAAAUGAAGAAAUGCUACUGGAGAAUUUACCUGAAGACCUUCAAAGGGAAAUACGGCGUCAUCUUUUUAAAUUUGUUGAGAAAGUCCGAAUUUUUCAACUUCUGGAUGAACCUGUCAUGGAUGCCAUAGUUCGGGGGAAAAUGGAGAGCAUUGGGGAAGAUUUGAUUGCAGCUCCCUUGUCUGAAGGAGAUGCUUGUGGAGAAGAACUUCUCACAUGGUGCCUUGAGCAUUCUUCUGUAAAUAAAGAUGGAAAAAGAAUCAGGAUUCCGGGACACAGAUUACUGAGCAAUAGGCUUGUGAAAUGCUUAACAAACGUAGAGGCAUUUAUAUUGCGAGCUUCAGACCUUGAAGAAGUCACCAAUCUUUUUGCAAGAUUCUUGAAAAGUCCACGUGUUCAGGGGGCCAUAAGAUACGAAUCACCUUACUGGCGAGGCUUAGCAGCAAGACAAAUUCAAGUUGCAUGGAGAUAUAGGAAGAAGCGAAUAAGUCGUGCAGACACCUCUAGCUCAAAACCUGAUCAUUGA